Lycium ferocissimum is the source of this 2283-nucleotide messenger RNA. RefSeq lists its product as uncharacterized. The transcript is spliced from 3 exons. Gene Ontology annotation, molecular function: nucleic acid binding; RNA-DNA hybrid ribonuclease activity. Bases 1 to 2283 code for a protein of 760 amino acids. NCBI's taxonomy places the organism in Eukaryota, Viridiplantae, Streptophyta, Magnoliopsida, Solanales, Solanaceae. The record is from RefSeq and is a predicted model, not a curated record.
AUGGAUCCUGAUAGUGCUUCAGGUCCAAAUGGAUUUUCAGCCAAAUUUUAUCAAAGUUGUUGGUCUAUUAUAUCUCAUGAAGUGGUUCAGGCUAUGGAGGCUUUCUUUUGUGGAGCAAAUUUACGAAAAUGGCUCACACACACUUGCAUUGUGAUGUUGCCUAAAGUCUCAUCCCUUUUUGUUAGUCUAUGCAAUGUCAUUAGUAAGAUCUUUGCAAAAGUUCUAAGCACCAGACUCAACAGUAUAGUGCCUAGUAUAAUAAGCACUAAUCAGAGUGGUUUUAUCAAGGGAAGAUCUAUUACAGAAAACAUUCUUCUAGCCCAAGAGAUUAUUCAAGAUAUUGAGAAAACUGAUGAAAAAGGAAAUGUGGUGCUGAAAUUGGACAUGGCCAAAGCAUAUGACAGAGUGUCUUGGCCAUACUUAUGCAUUCUAAUGAGAAAGAUGGGUUUUUGUGAGCUGUGGAUUGAUCUGAUUUACAGGCAUAUAUCAAACAACUGGUAUUCUCUGAUUAUCAAUGGCACCAGACAAGGUUUUUAUAUGAACAAAAAAAGUCCUAAAACUAAUCAUUUAGCCUUUGCUGAUGACAUUAUUCUAUUUUCCGGUGGUGCGGGAAAUCUCGACAAGUUGAUGGAAACACUUCAAACUUAUGAAGAAGUGUCUGGUCAGCUGAUAAACAGGCAUAAAUCUUCAGUUUCUCUAGCAAGUAAUGAAGAGCAAGGAGCAAUCAACAGGGUGGAAUUGAUCACUGGAAUGGUUCACAAGAACUUUCCAAUAAAAUACUUGGGAUGCCCAUUUUUCAAUGGAAGGAAGAAUGCAGCAAUUUUUUCUGAAAUUAUGAGCAGAGUUUUAAGCAAAAUCAAUGGAUGGCACACUAGAUUCUUGUCAAGUGGUGGAAAAUCAGUGUUAAUAAGACAUGUUUUAUUAGAACUACCAAUUCACAUGUUAGCAGCAGUGCAUCCACCAAAGAGUGUUAUGAACCAAAUGGAGAAGAUGCUCAACAAAUUCUUUUGGGGAGGAUCAGAGGAGAAGAACAAUUAUCACUGGUCAUCAUGGGAUAACAUGUGUUACCCUUAUGAAGAAGGAGGAGCUAAAUUCAGAAAAUUCAGGACACUUGUAAUGCUUUUACCACCAAACAAAGGGUGGAGAACAAAACGGGGUCAAUCCCUAUGGAAAGAUUUCCUGUUGAACAAGUAUUGCCAAAGGAUCCACCCUGUAGUGAAAAGAUGGUAUUCAGGGAAUUCUCAUUCAUGGAAUGCUAAGUGUAAGAUCAAGAUAAAGAUGGAUAAUCAUAUCCUAUGGAAGAUAGGGAAAGGUGACAUUGCAAUCUGGUCUGACAACUGGACAAGCCUUGGGUCCUUUGUGAAUUACCUUCCUGAAGAUAGAAAACCAAGGAAUCAAAAACUUUCUGAAGUUUUGUUAAUAGUCAAUGGAGAUGGGAUGGAUGGGAUUUGCUACUACCUAAUGAGAAUUCCUCAAAAUGAAGAGUUAGAUCAUCUUUUCUAUGUAGCACAAUUUGCUACUGAAAUAUGGAGUAUUAUAUUUGAUCCAGUGGGGAUUCCUUUUACUAACAAAUCUUACAGGCAAUUAAUCACCACCUGGUGGCAAUGGAAGUUCAAGAAUCCUAUUCAAACUCUAAUUGGGAGAAUCAUGCCUUCUAUCAUUACUUGGGAAAUCUGGAGAACUAGAUGUGGAGCAAAGUAUGGCAAAGAAAGGCCUAAUAUUAGAAUUUCCUUGGAAAAGAUAGCAUUUAUCAUUGCUCAAGUUGUACAGGGACAGUUCAAAAGCAUUCAUCCAGAACCAGACUGGUACAAGAUAAUUCAAGUCAUGGAAUUCAAUUUCAGCUGCAGGACCACAACUAUGGUUAAAUGGAUCAAGCCUCCAAGUAGCUUUGUAAAGCUUAGCUCUGAUGGGAGUUGUAAAGAUGGGAAAUAUGGAGGUGGAGGUGUUAUCAGAGACUAUGAGUGGCAUCUUAUGUGUGCUUAUACCCUCAAGUUGGGACAAGGAACUAGUAACUGGGAAGAAUCUGUAGCUUUACUUUUUGGAGUAAAAUGGUGUAUUCAAAAUGCUUAUGAAUACAUCAUUGCAGAAAGUGACUCAAAAAUCUUGGUGGACAGUGUCAAUGAAGCAAUUUCUAUCCCAUGGAGGAUGAUUAAGGAAGUGGAAGAGCUGAGGCAGUAUAUAGAACAAACUGAUUUUAUCAUGCAGCAUUGCUACCGUGAAGGGAACAAAGUUGCAGAUAAAUUAGCUGCUCUAAGCCAUGGCAACACUAACAAUCAAACAUAA